AUGGAGUCAAGUUUGACGUCAAGUUUCCUGAAAAUUAGUGAUAUAGUUGCUUUAUAUGCUGAGGGAACAGUUUGUGGAUUUAUUAGUACACUUGGUCUUGUUGAUGAUCGAUGUGUUGUACAACCUGAUUCCGGUGAUUUACAAAAACCACCAAAAAAAUUCCGAGAUUGUCUAUUUCGUAUUUGUCCCAGUCAUCGAUACAGUGCUCAGACACAAUAUUGGAAUGCAUUAAAAAGUCCAAGUGCUGUUCGAGAUCUAAAAAAAUUACAACUUGCAGCUGAUACUGAAAAACGUCAAAAUGAAGAAGAGAGUCGUAAACAAACGGGUACAAUUAUUAAAUAUGGCGAUACUGUUGUACAAUUACUUCAUAUAAAAAGUAAUAAAUAUUUAACUGUAAAUAAACGACUACCAGCAUUUUUGGAAAAAAAUGCUAUGCGUGUAUCUCUCGAUGUUAGUGGUACUGAAGGUUCAUGGUUUCAAAUUGAACCCUAUUAUAAAUUACGAGCAAAAGGCGAACGUGUUGUUGUGGGCGAUAAAGUUGUUCUUAUGCCAUAUAGUGGUGGACAACCAUUACAUGUUAGUGAACUCGAAUUACCGGAUCAUCCCGGUUCCAAAGAAUGCUGCAGUGUUAUUAACCUCCACACGGUUAAUUCUCAUCUACAAACAAGUUGGAAAAUUGUUUUAUUUAUGUCAUGUUUUGAAGGUACUAAUGAAGUACUUAAAAGUGGCGAUAUUGUUCGUUUAUUUCAUGCUGAACAAGAAAAAUUUCUAACAUGUGAUAAUUAUCGAAAGAAAAGUGUCGUAUUUUUACGUGCUACUGGUCGUGCAUCAGCAACAUCAGCAACAUCAUCGAAUGCUUUAUGGGAAAUUGAAGUUGUUCAACAAGAUCCAUGUCGUGGUGGUGUUGGACAAUGGAAUUCAUUAUUUCGUUUUAAACAUUUAGCUACAGGACAAUAUCUUGCUGCUGAAGUUGAUAAUGAUCAAACAUUCGAUGCAACACGACAAAAGUUACGUGGUCCACCAGGUACACCUGUAUUUGCUCUUGUACCUAUUCCACAUGGUUAUGAUAUAUCAUCAAUUUUUGAACUUGAUCCAACAACUAUAACACGUAAUGAAGAAGCUGUACCAUGGGGUUCAUAUGUACGUCUACAACACAUAUGUACAAAUACGUGGGUACACUCAACAAAUAUUAAAUUAGAUCCUGAUGAUGAUAAUGUACGAUUUAAAAUUGGUUGUGCAUUAACGAAAGAAGAUCGAGAAGCAUUUCAAAUCGUACAUGUCUCACCAGAUGAAGUACGUGAUUUAGAUUUUGCUAAUGAUGCUGCACAACAUUUUGAUAUGACAGUAUCAAAAUGGGAAAAAAUUGGUGUUAUGAAUGUACAUGCAAAUGAUAGAAAGUAA
Molecule: messenger RNA, 1401 nt
Organism: Adineta steineri
Lineage: Eukaryota; Metazoa; Rotifera; Eurotatoria; Adinetida; Adinetidae
Source: the annotation of a GenBank genome assembly